This is a messenger RNA of Toxorhynchites rutilus septentrionalis, 2724 nucleotides long. Its product is annotated as putative nuclease HARBI1. Bases 642 to 1886 code for a protein of 414 amino acids. The record is from RefSeq and is a predicted model, not a curated record. The transcript has 2 exons. NCBI's taxonomy places the organism in Eukaryota, Metazoa, Arthropoda, Insecta, Diptera, Culicidae.
UGCAACUACCAGCGAUGAAAAGUAAAGCGCUACUUAAAGCGCCCCAUACACGCACAAUACUAUUGUACGAAUUUAUUGACAUUAUUAUUGAAGAUUGUCCACAAACGUACAAUAUUAUUGCGCCACAGUCAUAUUUGUGCAAUGGAAUUGAAUCUUUUGGAGAUGAUAUUGAAGUUUGUGCUAAAUAUUGCACAAGGGUGGCUACUGACGUUCAAUAUUUUAUCACUAGCACUUGUUUGAACCUGACAACUGGCAGAGAGGAAAAUACAGGGAUGCCGAACAGCACAAGAUGUCAUAGCUUCCAAAUAAUAUUAACUUUCUGAAGACUAUUGCCGCUCACCAGUAAAAUAUGUUCUUCGAAACAAAUAUUCUCUGAAUUGUGAGAUUUUGUUGGUGUAAUACAAAAAUAUUACAUAUUUUCCAACAAAUUGUAUUUUUCUGUUAUUUCUUGUCAUCAAACUUCUUCAACUGUAUGUACCGUAAGUACAUUUAGUAGAAUUUCAUUUCCGUGUAUUAUUGGCAACCCUGUCCAAUUGGUAUGAGAAGUCUGUUUGUUUAUAUACCGCCUGUUCCAAGUUUGAUAGGAAAACAGGUUUCGGAAUUGUCCCUUCUAUACACAGGUCUUAUGUUAAAUUAGAAAUAUGUUGAGUGAUACCGAUAUUAGCUGUGUUUUGAUCGCAGUGAGCAAUAGUUUAAAAAAAAAGAAGCAACGAAAACAUCGGAAAUGGGCCAAACAGUGGUUGCUGAACAGAGAGAAGUACACUUAUGAAGUGUUAUUUAAUGAGCUCAGAAUGACUGAGCCGAAUGACUUUCGAAACUUUAUCCGAAUGGAUGCUGGAAUGUUUGAUGAACUCCUGGCUUUGGUUGCUCCUCAGAUUGAGAGAAAGGAUACUAUUAUGCGAGAUGCUAUUCCUGUAAGUCAACGUUUAUCGAUAACUUUACGGUACCUCGCAACAGGAAAUACAUUCGAAGAUCUUAAGUUUUCUGCUGCCGUUUCACCGCAAUCAAUUGGCCACAUUGUUAUAGAAACCUGCGCGGCUCUGAUUAACAGCCUCAAGGAAUACAUAAAGCUACCAACAACAGAAGAAGAGUGGAAAGAAAUCGCACGAGACUUCAAUGACCGGUGGAAUUUUCCGAACUGCUUGGGAGCGGUAGAUGGUAAACAUGUUGCGAUAAAGAAACCUCAUGGCUCUGGAUCACUUUACUUCAACUACAAGAAAUUUUGCAGUAUUGUGAUGAUGGCAGUAGUGAAUGCUAAUUAUGAGUUUAUCAUGGUCGACGUGGGAAUCAAUGGAAGAAUAUCGGACGGCGGUGUCUUCAAUUACACAGAAUUUGGAAGAGCAUUCUCUAACAAAUUAAUUAAAAUCCCGGAAGCUUCACAAUUACCGAACAGUGAGAAACGGCUGCCAUUUGUUUUGUUGGGCGACGAUGCUUUUGCGAUGACGGACAAUUUCAUGAAACCCUACCCUCUAGCAGAAUUGUCAUUGGAUAAAAGAAAUUUCAACUAUCGAUUAAGCCGUGCACGUCGUGUUGUAGAAAAUGCCUUUGGUAUUUUGGUCAGUAGGUUCGGCUUAUUUCAGAAACAAAUAUCACUGUCCCCUGAAAAGGCUGAAAUUCUAGUUAUGACUUGUUGUUAUUUACAUAACUAUAUACGAAAACGACAACCACGAACCUACAUUACUAGGAGUGAUGUAGAUGAUGAAGAUUUACAAUCCGGAACUCUCACAAGAGGAUCAUGGAGAAAAACGGUUGCGAAUGAAGGAACACCUCUUCAGGCUACUGUGUCCAGAAAUGCACCAUCAAGUGCAAAGAUUGUGAGAGACACCUAUUGUCAUUACUUCAACAAUGAAGGACAAUUAUCAUGGCAAUUGAAAGCAGUUUCAUGAAGUGAAGUGGUUUUUCCCGUAACACCCACUUUUAUAACAAGAUGAUUUUUAUUGUAAUUCAUUGUAUGAUUCUUAUUCACGAUACCAUGUAACUAUAAUUAAAAAUGGAUACAAAAUAAAAAUAAAGGACUUACAUUGAUCUCUGUAGAAGCUCCUCCAUAAUUUAUAUUGUCAAUGACCUCGAUCCCUGCAUCUUCACAAUAAGUGUGUCCAGAAUCUAGAACCGGGUUCAUCGAACUGAUUGAAGCGGUUGGUGUUUCCUGGUUCUGAAGAAAUCUCAUUUGUUCGAAAUACCACAGCGUGGGUUCAACUUCCUCUGCACCUGCACCACUUUUUUCUGCGUCUCGAAUCCUCUUCAGCUCUUUCCGGAAGUUGGUCCGCAAAGAAUUAAUUUUUUUUAUAACAUCUUGUUUGUCGGCAUCGGGAGCAUUUUCUCUGUAUUUCUCUAUCAGCACGUCAUACUGUUCAAUUUUCUUUAGACGGUUUGUGUAAUCCUUGCACUUGAUGUCCCAUAAUGCCGGGAGUGAACGGUAAACCUCGAUAAACUCGAGAAUAAAUUGCCUGUCGGCGUUUUUGACGGCCAUCGCGACUCACACGUCCUCGAAAAAAAGUCCGUGAAGUUUUUUAUGAGAACACUCACUUUACACUCUAGACGAUGCAAAUGUAAACAUAAACUUUAACAUUCAUUGACACCAAUUGCACAACGUCGCCCGUAGACCAUGCAAUAUUAUGAGCGUUGCACAAUAAAUAUCUAAUUUUUUUGAUAUCAUACAAUAUAUUGUACAACACUUCAAUAUCAGAAACAAACGUUCAAUUUUAUUUCACAACCUCCUGUGUU